UUCCGCGCCUGGAUUCUGCGUACCCCGCAACCUGGCCUAUCCGCUGCGGCCGCCCCACGGACCCGAGCGCCCUCCACUCGCCCAGACUCGGGUGACGUCGGCGGCUGGGGCGGCACCCGUCCUCCCCGCCCCCAGCACACACGCGCGCGCACACACACCUCAGAAGGGGAAACUGAGGCCGGGCGCGCACAGGACCCCGCCAAGGUCACGGCCGGCGGCCGGCAGCGCGACGCGCGCGGGGAGGCGGCGGGCGGGGGCGCGUGGUCCGACUCCCGCUCCCUCCGGACCCCGCGCCCCGCCGGCCGGCCUACCUGGGGCCGCGCCGGGCACGGGAACGGCUCGCGCUGGGCGGCUGCAGGCACCGAGAGCGUUGAGGGUGAGGCCCCCAGCAGUGAGACUGGCACAUCGCUGGACAGCCCCUCUGCCUACCACCAGGGGCCCCUGGUGCCUGGUUCCAGCCUGAGCCCAGACCACUACGAGCACACGUCAGUGGGUGCCUAUGGACUAUAUGCGGGGCCAGGGCCACAACAGCGCACUCGGAGGCCCCGGCUGCAGCACUCGUCCUCCGUCCUGCGCAAGCAGGCUGAGGAGGAGGCCAUCAAGCGCUCGAGGUCACUCUCUGAGAGCUAUGAGCUCUCCUCAGAUCUGCAGGACAAGCAGGUGGAGAUGCUAGAACGUAAGUAUGGGGGACGCCUCGUGACCCGCCAUGCAGCCCGCACCAUCCAGACGGCUUUCCGCCAGUACCAGAUGAAUAAGAACUUCGAGCGCCUGCGCAGCUCCAUGUCAGAGAAUCGCAUGUCGCGCCGCAUUGUGCUGUCCAACAUGAGGAUGCAGUUCUCCUUCGAGGGCCCCGAGAAGGUGCAUAGCUCCUACUUUGAGGGCAAGCAAGUUUCAGUGACCAAUGAUGGCUCUCAGCUGGGAGCCCUGGUGCCAUCCGAGUGUGGAGAACUUGGUGAGACAGCCCUCAAGUCUCCAGCCCCUUCCAGUGACUUCACGGAUGCCAUCACAGAGCUGGAGGAUGCCUUCUCCCGGCAGGUGAAGUCCCUGGCUGAGUCCAUCGAUGAUGCCCUCAACUGCCGCAGCCUGCACAGCGAGGAGGUACCAGCCCCAGACACAGCCCGGACCAGGGACUCCGAGCCCAAGCCCAGCCUGCACAGCAUGGAUCACCGAAAGCUGGAUGAGAUGACAGCCUCGUAUAGUGACGUCACUCUCUACAUUGAUGAGGAAGAACUGUCGCCACCUCUGCCGCUCUCACAGGCUGGGGACCGACCUUCCAGCACUGAGUCGGACCUGCGUCUGCGGGUUGGGGGUGCAGCCCAGGACUACUGGUCCUUAGCCCACAAGGAGGACAAGGCUGACACGGACACGAGCUGCCGAAGCACACCAUCACUGGAGCGGCCAGAGCCACGGCUGCGGGUGGAGCAUCUCCCUCUGCUCACUAUUGAGCCGCCCAGCGACAGCUCUGUGGACCUCAGUGACCGCUCAGACCGUGGCUCACUCAAGAGGCAAAGCGCCUAUGAGCGUGGCCUUGGUGGGCAGCAGGGCAGCCCCAAGCAUGGCUCCCACGGUGGCCCCCCCAAAGGCCUCCCCCGGGAGGAGCCUGAAUUACGACCCCGGCCUCCCAGGCCCCUUGAGAGCCACCUGGCCAUCAAUGGCUCAGCCAACCGGCAGAGCAAGUCUGAGUCAGACUACUCAGACGGAGACAAUGACAGCAUCAACAGCACAUCCAACUCCAACGACACCAUCAACUGCAGCUCUGAGUCCUCAUCACGGGACAGCCUUCGGGAACAGACCCUCAGCAAGCAGACAUACCACAAGGAGACCCGAAACAGCUGGGACUCACCUGCCUUCAGCAAUGAUGUCAUCCGCAAGAGGCAUUACCGCAUCGGCCUGAACCUCUUCAACAAGAAGCCUGAGAAGGGCGUCCAGUACCUCAUUGAGCGUGGCUUUGUGCCUGACACACCAGUGGGGGUGGCCCACUUCCUGCUGCAGCGCAAGGGCCUCAGCCGCCAGAUGAUUGGUGAGUUCCUGGGCAACCGACAGAAGCAGUUCAACCGCGACGUGCUCGACUGUGUGGUGGACGAGAUGGACUUCUCUGCCAUGGAGCUGGACGAAGCCCUCCGGAAGUUCCAGGCACACAUCCGAGUCCAGGGGGAGGCUCAGAAAGUGGAACGGCUCAUUGAGGCCUUCAGCCAGCGGUACUGUGUCUGCAACCCUGGGGUGGUACGACAGUUCCGGAACCCAGACACCAUCUUCAUCCUGGCUUUCGCCAUCAUCUUGCUCAACACAGACAUGUACAGCCCCAAUGUCAAACCUGAGCGUAAGAUGAAGCUGGAGGACUUCGUCAAGAACCUCCGAGGUGUGGAUGAUGGCGAGGACAUUCCCCGAGAGAUGCUGAUUGGGAUCUAUGAGCGGAUCCGGAAGCGGGAAUUGAAGACCAACGAGGACCAUGUGUCCCAGGUGCAGAAGGUGGAGAAGCUCAUCGUGGGCAAGAAGCCGAUUGGAUCCUUGCAUCACGGGCUUGGUUGUGUGCUUUCUCUACCCCAUCGGCGGCUAGUCUGCUACUGCCGGCUUUUUGAGGUUCCAGACCCCAAUAAACCCCAGAAGCUAGGGCUGCAUCAGCGAGAGAUCUUCCUGUUCAACGACCUCCUGGUGGUCACCAAGAUCUUCCAGAAGAAGAAGAACUCGGUGACAUACAGCUUCCGGCAGUCCUUUUCCCUAUACGGCAUGCAGGUCCUGCUCUUCGAGAACCAGUACUACCCUAAUGGCAUCCGGCUGACAUCUGCUGUCCCUGGAGCAGACAUCAAAGUGCUAAUAAACUUCAACGCUCCCAAUCCUCAGGACCGGAAGAAGUUCACUGAUGACCUGCGGGAGUCUGUAGCUGAAGUGCAGGAGAUGGAAAAGCACCGGAUAGAGUCUGAGCUCGAGAAGCAGAAGGGUGUUGUGCGACCCAGCAUGUCACAGUGCUCCAGUCUCAAAAAGGAGUCAGGCAACGGAACACUGAGCAGGGCCUGCUUGGAUGACAGCUAUGCCAGUGGCGAGGGCCUCAAGCGCAGCGCCCUUAGCAGCUCCCUGCGUGACCUCUCAGAAGCGGGGAAGCGAGGGCGUCGCAGCAGUGCGGGAUCGCUAGAGAGCAAUGUGGAAGGCUCCAUCAUUAGCAGUCCUCACAUGCGCCGGAGAGCAACAUCAACACGAGAGUGUCCAUCUCGCCCCUCCCAGCCCAUGUCCAACUCCUCCUCCCUCCUGGGCUCCUUGUUUGGGAGCAGGAGAGGGAAGCCCCCUCCCCAGUCCCACCCACCCUCAGCCCCUCCGCCAGCACCCCCUCAUGCCCACCACCCUGGGCCCUCAGAGGUCCCACCACAGGUGCAUGGGCACCACGGGCAGUACUGCCAUGUGCAGCAGAACCCAUCCCUCGCUCACAACCACACCCAGCAACACCCAUACCUGCAGCACACCCACCAGUACCACCACGGCCCACAUGGUGGGCAUCCCCCAUAUGGUGCCCAUGCUCAUGGCCACCCACCACUGUCCACAGCCCACCCCAGCCAUUCGGGGCAUGCAGCACACCAUCAUGGGCAGCCCCCGGCCCCCCCACCCCCCACCAGCAGCAAGGUCAAGCCCAGUGGCAUCAGCACAGUUGUGUAGACGCCUAGGCAGCUGCCUCCCAUACACCAGGCACACGGGCCCACUGGGCACCAGCCUCAGACCAGCCCAGGGCACUGCUAUUUCCAAUCCUGCCCCCACAGCCUGGUGGGCUCACCUUCCACGGAGCAGAGCUCCCCAUCUGACUUAGCCCUGGCACCAGGUCCUCCCUCGUCCCGAGGCUGGGCCUCAGCCACCAUUGGCCUUGACACAGUGCUGGCCAAGGAGACAUGGAACUGCUUCCCAUCCUGCCAGCCCUCAGCCCCUUACUCUACACAUAUCUGAAAACCCAAGAUACAAAAGUCAGACAAAACAACUACGCCCCCUAGACUUGCUGCAUUAUUGCUCUGUUAUUGACAAUGGG
Messenger RNA from Nannospalax galili (Upper Galilee mountains blind mole rat), 4006 nucleotides. RefSeq names its product IQ motif and Sec7 domain 1 (gene Iqsec1). Gene Ontology annotation, molecular function: protein binding; guanyl-nucleotide exchange factor activity. Gene Ontology annotation, biological process: regulation of ARF protein signal transduction; actin cytoskeleton organization. The record is from RefSeq and is a predicted model, not a curated record. Lineage: Eukaryota; Metazoa; Chordata; Mammalia; Rodentia; Spalacidae.